AUGCCGCAACAAGAAGAAGUGCCUACUAAAUGGGCAAGAAAGGCCUCUAGCACCAAAGCCGGUAAUGGCAUUACUUUAGAAUCGAAGUCGAGGCAAGGCACGGCCAACUUCACCUUUGAGGCCAUCCGCCCAGGACUCUUCAGAACCCAGUUUUGGACUGCAAAGUCGCCAUUACCGCCAUACCCAAAUUGCGAAGAGCCAAAGACUCAGCCCACCUCUACAUUCGAUCACGGCAAACAGACGGAGUCGACUAUCGAUGUGGACGAUGUCCAAGCAACAAUAGACUUCACUGGAGCCCCGCUUGUUUCUCUGCGGUUUAAGGACAAGCAGGUCCCAAUCCAUUCCGAUCUUCCGGACCGCUCAUACGUUCUCGAUGGCGAGGGAACAUCGCACUACAUGAACCAUGACCGACAGGCACUGCAUGUCGGGCUCGGAGAGAAGGCGGCGCCCAUGGACCUCACUGCACGGCCCUUCAUCCUGUCCGCCACCGACUGUUUUGGGUACGAGGCGUACCGGACAGAUCCUAUGUACAAGCACGUCCCGUUGUUGAUCAAAGCUACGCCGGAAGGCGUGGUGGGAGUCUUCUCCACCUCCCAUGCCAGAGGUUUCUGGUCAGUGGGUUCCGAGAUCGACGGUCUCUGGGGCCACUUCAAGGUCUACCGCCAGGAAUAUGGUGGCCUCCAGGAGUAUCUCAUGGUGGGCCGGACCUUGAAAGAUGUCGUGCGUCUGUAUGCUGAGGUUGUUGGGUAUCCGCUGCUGGCACCUCGGUGGGCAUUCGGUUACCUGUCUGGCGGCUACAAGUACUGCGCAAAAGAUAACCCGCCUUCUCACGUCGUGCUGGCCGAGUUUGCGGAAAAGCUAAAGGAGCACGAUAUUCCUUGCUCCGCCCAUCAGAUGAGCUCGGGUUACUCCAUUGCAGAUGUCGAGCCGAAGGUGCGAAAUGUCUUCACAUGGAACAAGCACCGUUUCCCAGAUCCAGAGGGCUUCUUGGAAAAGUAUCAUCAGCAGGGCAUUCGACUUCUGUCUAAUAUCAAGCCUUUCAUUUUGUCUUCGCAUCCGGAUUUUGAGUACCUCAAGAAAAACAACGGUAUGUUCACAGACCCAGUGACCGGCGAGAUGGGCACCAUGAAGCUGUGGAGUGCCGGUGGUGGCGAGUCUGGCCUCGGAGGUCACCUGGACUUCACUUCCAAAGCUGCAUUCGACUGGUGGUGUGAGGGUGUUCAGAAGCUGAAGAAGCAGGGUGUAGACGCCAUGUGGAAUGACAACAACGAAUACACACUACCCGACGACAACUGGACGAUGGCUCUGAACGACGAGAGGUCGAUCAAUUCACAAGAGCGAAACCACGUCGGGCUGUGGGGUCGAGCUUUGCACUGCGAGUUGAUGGCAAAAGCGUCGUACCAGGGCCUACUCAAGGCGGCACCGAAUGAGCGCCCAUUCGUCCUCACGAGGAGCGGCACACCGGGCACCUUCAGAUAUGCCGCCUCAUCCUGGAGUGGUGACAACAUGACCAGCUGGGAAGCCAUGAAAGGAGCCAACGCCAUCUCCCUGACCGCUGGCUUGUCUGGAUUGCACUGCUUCGGUCAUGAUAUUGGCGGCUUCGAGGGGCCUCAACCGUCUCCCGAGCUGCUCCUUCGUUGGGUCCAGCUCGGCAUCCACUCUCCACGCUUUGCUAUCAACUGCUUCAAGACCUCGCCACAGGAUAACCAGGCUGGCGAGGUCAUCGAGCCUUGGAUGUACCCUGAAAUCAUUCCCAACAUCAGGGAUGCAAUCAAGCGACGGUAUGAGAUCCUGCCGUACAUCUAUUCGCUAGCGUUGGAAGGUCACUUAACAGCUGCUCCGCCUCAGCGAUGGGUAGGCUGGGGCUACGAAAGCGAUCCGGAGGUGUGGACGAAGUUCUUGAAGAAUGGUGAGGAGCAGUACUGGUUUGGUGAUUCGCUAAUGGUUGGUGGCGUUUACCAACCCGGUGAGACCAAGGCGACGCUGUACCUACCCAGGAAGAAUGACCAGGGUGAGAAAUUCGACUAUGGCUUCGUCAACACGAACGCGCCUUAUGAAUACCUCCCGUCCGGCCAGUGGGUGACCGUUGAGUCUUCAUGGCGGAACAGCAUUCCCAUCCUUGCGAAGAUUGGCGGUGCAGUGCCCGUGGGCAAGAAUGUGCAGACGCGCACCGCUGGGGAGAAGGGCCCAGCAUGCGAAAUGCUUCCUGAAGACGACUAUCGUGGCGUUGAGAUUUUCCCUCCAAAGGGGAGCUCACACGGCCAAGUAUUCUCCAGCACAUGGUAUGAUGACGAUGGCACCACGCCGGAGGAAAACAUCUCUUCAUUCACUGUUACCUACACUUCAAGUGACGAGAAAGUCACGGUGGGAUUCCACCAGGACGCGAAGAACUCAGUAGAGCUGCCUUGGUUGGAGUCACUGACUUUCAUCUUGCUGCCAGAAGACCAGCGUUUCAUCGUGUCGGAGGAAGGUGUCCCUCUAACGAGGGUUGAGGAUGAUUGUCGGGGUCGUUCUCGCUAUGUGAUGAAGCUAUCUGGCCACCGAACCAACGGCGUAAAUGGGGUGAUGGUUAAUGGCCACAAAUAG
Molecule: messenger RNA, 2586 nt
Organism: Cyphellophora europaea CBS 101466
Lineage: Eukaryota; Fungi; Ascomycota; Eurotiomycetes; Chaetothyriales; Cyphellophoraceae
Exons: 1
Coding region: 1-2586 (861 amino acids)
Biological process (GO): carbohydrate metabolic process
Molecular function (GO): carbohydrate binding; hydrolase activity, hydrolyzing O-glycosyl compounds
Source: RefSeq, a predicted model, not a curated record